GGGCGGGGCGCGCGCACCGGCGACCCCGCGGCGGCUUCCCGGACCCCGCUGGCUCCGCGAAGCAAGGGGCGCGGUGCCCAGUGGCGCGGGGUGGGGCAGACGGGUGCAGGGGACCUUGUCGCAGAAGCUGCGGGAAGAAGUUCAAGGCCGACGCUUUGCUCCCUCAGCCCGACGGCGGCGACACUGCUGGCUGCAGGCCACACUGCGCUUUCCUGGGCCCCUCCGGGGAGAGCGAACGGCUGGGCUCCAGGGCCCGGGCCGGUUAAAAUGAAUGCCAAGCAGACUGCAGCGCCUUUCCUAGCCACAGGCAGGGGCGCCCAGGCGGUUUCCAACCACAGGGCGACUGGCCUGGGCCUCCGAGGACACAGGGUGGCUGCGCUCCGAGCCCUCCCCCUGCCCGGGCAUGCUCUGGCGGGGUGCCACAUGGACCUCGCCAUUUCUGGCCCGUGAACCGCCAGGACCCUGGAGAAACAAGGCCUCCGGUCUGUCCCACCGUCUCUCUGCCCACACCCCCCCGGCCUUGGCAUUCUAACCAGCGUCCCUUGACGUCACAUCUCGCCAUUUCUAUCAACCAAUUGAAACUUGCCCGUUGUCAUAAAAAUAUAUAUUUUUACGCCAUUGGUAAAUUCAAAAGUUCCUCGUGGGCCCUGCUUCCCAGGAAACUUCGGCCCACAUUUGAUUCAACUGCCCAGGAGGGGGCAACUGGGCACACUGGGUAAGGCUGGCCUGGGCUGC
This is a messenger RNA of Chinchilla lanigera (long-tailed chinchilla), 735 nucleotides long. Its product is annotated as collagen alpha-1(III) chain-like. The record is from RefSeq and is a predicted model, not a curated record. NCBI's taxonomy places the organism in Eukaryota, Metazoa, Chordata, Mammalia, Rodentia, Chinchillidae.